AUGAGUGUCAGCGCAAUCACGGGCGAGUUGAGCAAGUUGGGAUUGACCCAACCUGAAGCAGUUAAGCAGUCACUUCCAGACUACAACAUUGUCGAUGUUUUCAAAAACUUUAUCGCCGACGAGUUUAGUCGAAUAACCAAAGUUGACAAAUCUGUGGUUUUCGACGCCUUGGACACUCCGAAAGUCUUGGACCAAGGCGAUCUUAUCGUUGCGUUGCCUAGAUUGAGAUUAAAGGGCAUCAAUCCCAAUGACAAGGCAAAAGAAUGGUCUGAACAGUUCCAAAAGGGCAAGUUUGUGAGCGAGGUCAAGCCUCAAGGUGUCUUUAUUCAGUUUUUCUUCAACAAGUCUGUUCUUUUCGAUUUAGUGGUCAAUGACGUGUUGAAGAGAAAGACAGAGUACGGCUACCUUCCCUUGGGAGUUGGCAAAAAGGUUAUUGUCGAGUUUUCGUCCCCCAACAUCGCCAAACCGUUCCACGCGGGUCACUUGAGAUCCACCAUCAUUGGUGGAUUCAUCUCGAACUUGUAUGAGAAAUUGGGCUGGGAUGUGAUUAGAAUCAACUACUUGGGAGACUGGGGAAAACAGUUUGGUUUAUUGGCCGUUGGAUUUGAAAAAUAUGGAUCAGAGGAGAAAUUGGCGCAGGAUCCUAUUAACCACUUGUUUGAAGUUUACGUCAAGGUCAAUAACGACGUCAGGAACGAGACUAAUGAAGCCACGGGGGAAAGCCAAGAAGGGGUUGAUGCCUCUGAACAGGACGAAAAAAAGAUUCAAUCCUCGACAAACGAACAGGCUAAACAAUUUUUCAGAAGAAUGGAAGAUGGAGACGAGGCAGCUUUGAAGAUCUGGAGCAGAUUCAGGGACUUGUCAAUUGAAAAAUAUAUUGACACUUAUGCCCGUUUGAACAUCCGAUACGACAACUACUCGGGCGAAUCUCAAGUUCCCCAAGAGUUGAUGAAGAAUGCUACCAAGCAGUUUGAAGAAAAGGGUCUUGUUCACAUUGAUAGAGGGGCAAAGCUCAUUGACUUGACCAAGUUCAACAAGAAGUUGGGUAAAACGUUGGUGGAAAAGUCCGAUGGAACGUCGCUUUACUUGACCCGUGAUGUCGGAGAAGCCGUUAGGCGUUAUGAAACUUACAAAUUCGACAAAAUGAUCUACGUGGUUGCUUCGCAACAGGACUUGCACUGUGCCCAGUUUUUUGAAAUUCUUAAGCAGAUGGGAUUCGACUGGGCCAAGAAUUUGGAGCACGUCAAUUUCGGAAUGGUCCAAGGUAUGUCCACCAGGAAAGGUAAUGUAGUGUUCUUGGACAACAUUCUUCAAGAAACAAAGGAGAAAAUGCACGAAGUGAUGAAGAAGAAUUCGGAAAAGUAUGCUCAAAUCGAGGACCCCGACAAGAUUGCCGAUUUAGUCGGUAUUUCUGCAGUCAUGAUCCAAGAUUUCCAAUCAAAGCGUAUCCUCAACUACGAGUUCAAAUGGGACAGAAUGACGUCAUUUGAAGGUGACACGGGUCCAUACUUGCAGUAUGCACAUUCGCGAUUAUGCUCGGUGCAGAGGAAAUCAGACAUCUCCGACGAGGAGAUGGAAAACGCCAACUUUGACUUGUUGACAGAGCCAUGCGCCGCCUCGUUGGUUAGAACCUUGGUGCAGUACCCAGACGUCAUCAAGAGAGCUUCCAAUAACAACGAACCUUCAACAGUGGUGACAUAUCUCUUCAGCUUGUGCCACAUUGUUUCCCAGUGCUAUGAUAUCCUUUGGGUUGCAGGUCAAGAAAGAGACGUGGCUGCAGCCAGACUUGCCUUGUAUCGCGCAACUAGACAAGUCAUUUACAAUGGUAUGACCUUGUUGAACUUGACUCCUGUUGAAAGAAUGUAA
Molecule: messenger RNA, 1866 nt
Organism: Lodderomyces beijingensis
Lineage: Eukaryota; Fungi; Ascomycota; Pichiomycetes; Serinales; Debaryomycetaceae
Source: the annotation of a GenBank genome assembly